This is a messenger RNA of Spathaspora passalidarum NRRL Y-27907, 417 nucleotides long. RefSeq names its product ubiquitin-like protein (gene AUT7). The transcript is spliced from 2 exons. The record is from RefSeq and is a predicted model, not a curated record. Gene Ontology annotation, molecular function: phosphatidylethanolamine binding. NCBI's taxonomy places the organism in Eukaryota, Fungi, Ascomycota, Pichiomycetes, Serinales, Debaryomycetaceae. Gene Ontology annotation, cellular component: autophagosome; cytosol; fungal-type vacuole membrane. The coding region runs from base 1 to 417 and encodes 138 amino acids. Gene Ontology annotation, biological process: macroautophagy; cellular response to nitrogen starvation.
AUGAGAUCACAAUUCAAAGACGAACAUCCUUUUGAAAAGAGAAAAGCCGAGGCAGCUAGAAUUGCCCAAAGAUUCAAAGAUAGAGUUCCCGUCAUUUGUGAAAAGGUUGAGAAUUCCGAUAUUCCCGAGAUUGACAAGCGUAAAUACUUGGUACCAGUCGAUUUGUCAGUUGGUCAAUUUGUAUAUGUUAUAAGAAAGAGAAUUAAGUUGCCUAGCGAAAAGGCAAUUUUUAUUUUUGUUAAUGAUAUCCUUCCACCAACCGCUGCUUUAAUUAGCACAAUUUAUGAAGAGCAUAAAGAUGAAGAUGGAUUCUUGUAUGUUUUGUAUUCGGGUGAAAAUACCUUUGGGGAAAAAGUUCCAAUAGACUUGUCUUCUAUUGAUUUCAAUGAUUUAAGUGAUAUUCCACGUGAUAUUUAA